ACACGGUUCCAAGAUGGGUAAGAAGAAGCAGACGAAGGUGACUAAGAAAGGCGGGCUGAUCUACUCCAAGGCUGAGUGGAAGGAGGAGUACCCGGCGUUCCGAUCCGGAGGAGCAGGAGCUCGAGGUGGAGGGGAUGAGAAUCUGGUGCCGCGCCGACCCAAGAAACUGGACCGCGAGCGCCGCACACGACCGUACUCAGAACCGGUCCUGUCAGAGAUAAACGUAGACGAACCUUACGAUGAGGAGAAAGCGAAGACCCUGGACCGCCCGGGCCGUCCCAAGUCUGUGAUGGUGGGGGGGCCGGAGGGACGGAUGAAGUCCCCCUCCCGCCAGCCGAGUAGGAACCUGCUGUCCUGUCUGCAGAUUCCUGAGGAACUAGACGAGGACGAAGGAGUAGCCCAAGGAGAUGUCCCCAGGAUCGUUGUUGAAGAAGUGGACCAGCCUCCGACAAAACGCGCCCGACAGGAGCCAACCAGGAAGCCCCGUGACAUUGCCAUGGAAACGGACCUGCCAAUCGAAGCCAUUCAUCUGGCGGGUCCUGUAAAACCAGGCAGGGACGCAAAGGGCAGCCCUGCCAAACCUGCAGGCACCGGGAGGGGCGCUGAGGGCAGCCUGGAGCGGCGAGGACCCGGAACCACGGGCAAACCUGGGGAUGAAGGUCGCAGAGGGGGAACUCCAGAGGCUGAGGAGAAGGGGAAGAAGAAGAAGGUGUUUGGAGGUAAGAAGAAGGGAAAAGAAGAUGCAGAGAAAGGUGCUCAGGAAGGCGAGAAGAAAAAGGAGGCAAAGGAGAAGAAGAAGGAGAAGGAACGAAAGAACAAGAAAGCGGCAGAAAAGGAGAGGGAGGGGCAAAGACAGUCUCCUGAAGGAGAAGAUGGAACCCUCCAACUGAGAGAAGCUUCCUUAGACAGGGAUCCGCGGGGGAAACAAGAAAAACUACGAAGAAGCCCUGAAGAUGCAGAUGAGCAGAAACCUGUUCGUGUCGAAGGGUCAGCUUACGCCCCUAGGCCUGGAGACGACCUUGCUGUCACCGCACGACCUGUGGAUGACCUUGCCUUCGCUCCAGCUGACAACAUGGCCGCCGCUCCCUACCAGCAGGAAGCUCAGCUCCAAGCAGCUCCUGCUUUUGCCUCCAGGCCAGAAAUCUUGCCUCCCCGUGACUCUGCUCCGUCCGAUGCCGCCAGGAUGAUCAAAAUCUCCUUCCCAGUGGAGCAGGGGGUCCAGACCUCCCCGAAAUCCCCCCCAACCUCGCCCACAUACCUAAGCCCAACGUCUGCGCGCCCGGCCAGCCCAGAGUCAUCUCCGGAACAUCGCAGGGACGGAGAGAGGGGGAGACCACGUCAGCGAAAAACUCCAGAGGGGGGUCAGCUGGAGGGAGAGUUUCUACGCAGGAGGUCUCCACUGGGGGAUAGGUACAUUGUGGAAAAGGCCAGACUGCUGGAUGCCAACGUGACUCCCACAGACUACGCCAAGAUGGAGGCCGAGCUCGAGAGCCGAGAAACUCGUCCAAACCGCUCCAGCGCUCCCCAUCCCUCCGAAAUCCGAUUCGGAGCACAUGGCCAGGCGGGAUUGGAGUAUCUCGUGAUUGGGGGACUGGAACAUCGCUCGGUUCCCACACAGACCACAAGCAGCGUGUUUUCCCGUCCAUCCUACACCUACACCGACACCACCGCUGAUCAUGCCCCAGAUACCCAUGCUGUGAGGAAGGUCAUCACCAAGGAGAUCUCCGUUCCUUCCUUCCAAGAUGUCGGCCAAGACAUUUCCACAAGCUCCCAAGACAUCACAACAAGCGAAGAAACGAUCACCCAAGAAUACAAGCUCUACUCUUCUUCCUCUUCCUUCAAGACCAUCGAAAUGUACGGGGCAAAGUUCACGCUGGUCGGGCCGACACCCACGGUCGUCACAGAAACCAUGACAACCAGUCACCAUGGCAACGGCCAACCGGAUACAACCGCCCUGGCUCAACCAGGCACCAUGCAGUACACAUCAUCAGGAAGCUACAGCACAUCCACUAGUUACACCAUCCCUGGUGUUGGUACAACCGAUACACAGCACCUUACAACAACCACCUACAUCCCUGGUGUUACAACAUCAGAUACAACCACCAGUUACACCAUCCCUGGUGGUGCUACAACCACCUACAUCCCUGGAGUUACAGCAACAGAUACACAGCAUGUUACAACCACUGGUUAUGUGAGUAGGGCUGCAACACAACAGACACAGUACACAACACCAACCGGCUAUGUGACUGUGGAUGGCAGCCCUGUACAGUACAGCACAUCAGCCAGUUACACCAUCCCUGGUGGUACAGCACCAGACACACAGCAUGUUACAACCACUAGCUACAUGCCUGGUGGUACAACACAAGAUACACAACAUGGUACAAGUACUACAACCACCAGUUACAUCAUCCCUGGAGUUACAACCCCAGAUACACAGCAAGGCACAACCACCACCUACAUGUCUGUUGGUACAACACCAGCGACACAGCAUGUUACAACCACCAGUACCAGUCCACAGUAUGCUGUACCACACACCACUGUAGUGAGGAGAGAGGCUGCGGUUGUAGCAUCCUCCCAGACUGUGCAGAAAACCAAGGCAGCGAAUCGGGAGGCAGCAGUGGUGGAGUCUUCUCAAGACUUUGAGAUCAGACCACUCAAGAUGGAGGAAGAGGUCAGGGAGGAGGUCACGCCAAAGUCACCGGAGGUCAUCGUAUCGAACCUGUCCCCGGUGCGGGAGACUGUCGCGACCUUCGAGCAGCCGUCUGAAGGUCAUGACCCCGGCGCGACCUCCCAGUACAAGCUGAACUACAUGCACUUCCCGGGGAGGGAUACGACCAUCACGGUGGUGAAGCGGCUCUCAGCUGGCCCCACGACCUUGGAGAGUGGGGAGGGGGGCACCGCUGACCUUCAGGCUGAGGUGAAACAGCCCACAGAGGUCGUCUCUGAAACCAAGACUGUCGUGACGGAAAUUAAGUCUGAAGUACGUCGGGAGAGGGUCGCUGAAGUUUCCGCCAUACCUGCACAAGUCAAGGUCACAACAGAUGACCUUCAGGAGACUGCUCCAGCUAUGGAAGCCAGGUACCAGGAGAGGGCAGUUGACGUUCCUCCAGAGAAGGCAUCUGCGGAGGAAGAAGGGACGGCAGACGUGAAAAAAGAAAAGGAGAAGAAGAAGAAAAAGCGAAGCUGGUUCAGAAAGGGUUCCUCCUCCUCAACAUCUGACGACCACAGCAGCGAUGCGGCGGAGAAACCCGUUGCCGUAGCAACAGACGAUGACGGUGUGGAUGCGGGAGUUGCCAUGGCAACCACCAGAGCAGAGGCUGCACCAGAGAGGGGCAUGCUGGGAGUUGAGGCCAGGGUGGAGCCGAGGGAGACCCCGGAAGUCGCACUGCAUGCUGGGAAGGCGGCGGGACGGGGAGGGGCGGGAGACGACCUUGUGGGGAAGGUCGUGACGGUGGCAGAGGUCAAACCUGAGCCUACUGAUGUUCUGAAGGACAAACUGAUGGGAGAAGGGGAAGAAAUGAGAAGUGUGGGGAGAGAGAUAACAGGUAAGGGCAAGUUAGAGGGAAGAGAUGGACCAGAUAAGAAUACUGUAAAGCACACAGAAGAAACAAGUUCUUCCUACUCAGAUAGUGGGAAAACUUUAAGGAUGAUAGGUGAUAUCCUACAGACUAGCCCAGGUGUUCAUAAGGUAUCUAGUGCAGGUGUUUCACAAGUGUCUAGUUUAGGUGUUACACAGCAAUCUAGUGCAGGUGUGUAUAGUGAAUCUGAAGAGGUACAGGUAGAUAACCUUGAGCUGUUGACCUUGGCGGCAGAACAGGCAGCGGAAGAACAUCGCGAUGAUGAUGAUCAAAAUGUCCGCCCUAAAUCUGACCCCACAGUGCAGGCAGUGUUAAACGACAUCGCUCACAGCAUUACACAGCUUCUAGAGGGGGGUACGCAAUACAGCAAUACACAGGGGUCCUCCCAGGGGGACAAACGGGCUGUUCCAUUCCCACCUGAGGGGGUGGAACGGAAUGUUCCACUCUCGCCCGAGGGGGUGGAAGGGCGUUUGUCCCUCGGAGAUGACCAGACUGCAUCCUUCCUUGCAGAUGUGUCCGAAGCUUUGCAAGUUCUGAAAGGCUCCGAGAAAGACUUGACACCUGUCAAUCAACCUGUCAGUCGACCAAUCACAGCCCCUUGUUAUAGCUCACCUGUCAAUCAAAAUCUCAGUCAACCAAUCAGAGCUCCUAUGUAUAGGUCAGCUGGUAAUCAAGCUGUUGGUGAACCAAUCACAGUCCCUAGUUAUAGCUCACCUGUCAAUCAAAAUCUCAGCCAACCAAUCAGAGACCCUAGUUCUAGCUCACCCCCCAAUCAACCAAUCAGAAGCCCAGGUCCUAGCUCACCUGUCAAUCAAAAUCUCAGCCAACCAAUCAGAGCCCCUAGUCCUAGCUCACCUGUCAAUCAAGCCAGCAUCCAGCCAAUCAGAGCAGCUGAAGCCGGUUCAAACCGUCCAGGAGAGCUGACCAUCGAGCUGGAAGGCCAGAGGGCCGCCGUGCCGCUGUCCAGACAAGAUCGGCCGUAUGAGAGACUCAAGAACAUCAUCGAAGCCAUCGACCGAGUUCUGGAGUCGGAGGGGGAAGCGAAGGCCAGCGAUGCCCUGCCCUUGCACCAGGAACCAACCCACGGCGCCGCACACCCGGGUUCAACCCACCCAGGGACCUCCCGGACGAUAUCGGUCCAGACGAUGCAGGCGUCUUCAUCGCUAAGCAACAAGGAGGUGCAGACGGACGAGGAGGUUGAGAGCGAGGAUGAUUUCCUCGAGGUCUGGGCGGGACGCUCGCCCCACGCGCCGUCCGACCGGGUCAUCAUCAGCCGCGUUCCCGCCCGGCGGUCCAGCGAGCGCCGACGGGGACACACCCCGACCCAUGACGACAGGCGACCCACGCUGGAGGAGAUCACGGUGUACCGCGACGGCGGCUGCCAGACAGAGUUUGAGUCGGACCCCGAGCUUGCAAGUCCCCAGAGUGAGGGGAGAGUUCCCCAGGGUCAGGGGAGGGAGCCCGGGGGUCCGUACGAGAAGUGGAGAUGGGAGGAGAUCAACGUGGUCAUCAAACAUCAACAGGGCAGCGGAAAAACUGAUGUGGAGGGCGUUGAGACGACUUGGAAGAGGGUUCCAGACGUGGGAGAUGGAGAAGGAGAAGAGACAACAGGUGUGUUUGACGACAGUUACCGUGCCAAUAACUGGAUCUAUGUAGGCGACGAUGAGGAGCUUCCCUCGGCUCAGUCCACUCCGAAAGGCUCCCCCGUCAUGCACAGCAUGGGGACAUCUACUGAUGAGGAUGACGUGUGUGUGUGUGUGUGUUCGCGCGUUCGUGUGUGUGAGGAGCUUCCCUCGGCCCAGUCCACUCCGAAAGGCUCCCCCGUCAUGCACAGCAUGGGGACAUCCACUGACAAAGAUGACGACCUUACAGGCGGGUUCAGCCGGCGGCAGCCAGGCCGUGAGUCGACGGGCACAACUCUGUCCGAAGCGUCGUUCCGGCAGCGGUACCGAAACGCCAGCCGCAGGAAGAGGUCAGAGGGCAGCAGCUGGAGACUGGCCAACCUGCCGCCCGCAGUUCGUGAGAGGACCAUCCACCUAAUGAAGCAGCCCGGGGUCCAGUUCGGUUUCCGCAUCCAGAAGUCUCGACCAAUCGUCAUCACUGAGGUGGACAAAGGCCCGACAGACCGUCUGACCUUGACUGUGGCCACGACCUUGGGGAACACGCUGCGGGACAUGGGCGGGGAGCCGGUUGCCACGGGUUACCUGCACAAGCUGUCGGGGGGGCGCGUCGGCAAACAGUGGCGCAAACGCUGGUUUGUGCUCAAGAAGGACAACACACUGUACUACUAUAAAACACAGGAGGACAAGGAACCCCUUGGCACAAUUGUUCUAGCCAACUACACGAUUACACCAGCUCACGAGAUCGGGAGGACUCACGCCUUCAAGGCCAGCCGCUUCAACACCAGGACUUACUACUUCUCAGCAGGAUCAGAGGAGGAAAUGGACAUGUGGUCUCAGCUCCUGAACCAAGCAUCUGCACAGUCUGCUAAGUGUUGA
Molecule: messenger RNA, 6076 nt
Organism: Branchiostoma belcheri (Belcher's lancelet)
Lineage: Eukaryota; Metazoa; Chordata; Leptocardii; Amphioxiformes; Branchiostomatidae
Product: mucin-4-like
Source: RefSeq, a predicted model, not a curated record